AUGCUGGCGCGCAGCGUGCCCGAGGCGCACGGCGCCGGCUGCUUUGGCCUGGCCUUCAACCGCGCGGGGACGGCGCUGGCGUCCUGCGGCGCCGACAAGACCGUGAAGCUGUGGGACGCCAUCGCGGAGGGGAGUGCGCCCAUGGCCACGCUCCAUGGUGCGUUUGAGGGCCUGAACAGCGUGGCCUGGACCCAGGACGGCCGCUCCGUGGUGGGCGCGGAGUCUCGCUCCGCGCUCCGCGUCUGGGCCGCCGACACGGGGCGCCUGGCCGCAUCGCUGACGGGGCACGCGGGGCGCGUGACGGGCGUGGCCGCCUCGCCCGCCGACGCCGCGCUGGUGGCCUCUUGCGCCGCCGACCGCACCAUCAAGCUGUGGGGCCUGGACCGCGGCUUCUGCACGCGCACGCUCAUGUGCCACUCCACCUGCAACGCCGUGGCCUGGGCCAGCGGAGCCGCCGGCCUGGCCUCCGCGCACUUCGACGGCGCGCUGCGCCUGUGGGACGCCGCCAGCGGCCGCCAGGUCAGCGAGGUGGCGGGCCUGCACGGGGGUCAGGUCUGCGCCCUGGACGUGGGGCCCUCGGGAGUGAUGGCGCUGACUGCGGGCAAGGACAAUGUGGUGCGGGUGGUGGACCUGAGGGCCCUACGCGUGCAAUGCACGCUCACCAGCCGACACUUCAACGUGGGGGGCGCCUGGUCGGUCGUGGCGCUCAGCGCCGACGAGCACCAUGCAGCAGCCGGCUCCGCCGAUGGCUCAGUGCUGAUCUGGGACCUGACCAAGCCCGGCACAGCCCCCAGCCGGCUGAGCGCGCGCCAGGCUGCCUCCCCAGUCACGGCGCUGGCCUGGAGCCCCAUCGGCGCCCCCAUCGUCACGGGGUCAAAGGCGGGGGGGGUCGCGUUCUGGGAUAGAGCCGAGGACGACUGA
Molecule: messenger RNA, 921 nt
Organism: Auxenochlorella protothecoides
Lineage: Eukaryota; Viridiplantae; Chlorophyta; Trebouxiophyceae; Chlorellales; Chlorellaceae
Product: Protein tipD
Exons: 4
Coding region: 1-921 (306 amino acids)
Molecular function (GO): protein binding
Source: RefSeq, a predicted model, not a curated record